GGUCCUCCAUUUUCCUAGGCAAAGUGGCCUUGGCCCCUUCUCUGUAAGAGUGACGAACGUUGCUUGUCCCAAUCAAACAAAGCAAAAGCACACCCUCAUCUCCACCCUCAUAACAACCAACAUCAGAUCAUCGCCCCCGCCGCCGGCCGCCCUCCGCCGCCGUCUUAUUCUUGAGUUGAUGGGUCGACGGGCGACGAAGCUCAAGGACCUCUUGGGCAUGAUGAAGGACAAGGCCUCCCAGGGCAAGGCGGCCCUCCUCCACCCCUCCGGGCCGGGCGGCGGCGGGGGCGGCGGUGGCGGUGGCGGCGGCUCCCCGCUCUCCUUCCACCUCCCCCUCCUCCGCGCCACCACCCACGACCCCUCGCCCCUCCCAAGCCCAAGCACCUCGACCUCCUCCUCUCCGCCGGCCACUCCUCCCGCGCCACCGCCUCCCUCCUCGUGCUCGCGCUCAUGGACCGCCUCCAGUCCACCCGGGACGCCUCCGUCGCCGCCAAGUGCCUCAUCACCGUCCACCACAUCGUCCACCGCGGCUCCUUCAUUCUCCAGGACCAGCUCUCCGUGUACCCCGCUUCAGGAGGGAGGAACUAUCUGAACCUGUCCAAAUUCAGGGACGAGACGACGCCGCUGAUGUGGGAGCUAUCUUCAUGGGUCCGGUGGUACGCCCGUUACCUCGAGUCCCUCCUCUCGACGUCGAGGGUCUUGGGCUAUUUCCUCUGCUCCGCCUCGAGCGCGCAGGAGAAGGAGAGAGCGGAAGAGAACGUCUCUACUUUCGCCAACUCCGACUUGCUCAAGGAGCUCGACUCCCUCGUCGACCUCAUCGAAGAGACGUGCAAGAUUCCCGACUCCCUGUGCCAAGACAACGAGUUGAUACGCACGGUGACGGUUUUCGUUUCGGAGGACUACUUGUCUGCGAUGGAGGCGAUCUUGAUCCGGGUCCGGGAAUUCGGACAUCGGCUGAGUUGUCUCAGUUUCGGCGAAUUGGUCGAGCUGGUGUGCGCUCUGAGGAGGCUCGAGCGGUUCAAGGAGAGGCUGUCGCCGCUGUUCAGUCACAAGGUCGCGGCGUCCGAGGGCUUCUGGAUUGCGGUGGCCGAGACGAGAGCGAAGCUGGAGUCGCAGAGGGAGGCGGGGUCGGUGUCGGCGCGGCCGUCGUCGGAGGAGAAGAGAGUUGGCGCGAGCGAGUCAGCCCGGUUCGGAGGGCGGAUUCCAAUGAGUUCCAGCCACGACUCGAUCAGGUUCUCGUCGGGGAGAAUAGUAGGUUUGAACAGGUAUCAUUUGCCCUUCCAAGAGUCGGUCGAAUUGUUUGCUUGAUCGCAUCGAAGUUUUCUUUCCUUUGGACUUGGUAUAUCAAGCUUUGUCGUAUGCGUAUACAUCAUAUAAUUUGUAAGAAGAGAAAUUGAUUUAAUUUC
Molecule: messenger RNA, 1406 nt
Organism: Eucalyptus grandis
Lineage: Eukaryota; Viridiplantae; Streptophyta; Magnoliopsida; Myrtales; Myrtaceae
Product: putative clathrin assembly protein At4g40080
Exons: 4
Coding region: 451-1308 (285 amino acids)
Biological process (GO): clathrin coat assembly; clathrin-dependent endocytosis; vesicle budding from membrane
Cellular component (GO): clathrin-coated vesicle; clathrin-coated pit
Molecular function (GO): SNARE binding; 1-phosphatidylinositol binding; clathrin heavy chain binding
Source: RefSeq, a predicted model, not a curated record